This is a messenger RNA of Aspergillus chevalieri, 300 nucleotides long. RefSeq lists its product as uncharacterized. The transcript has a single exon. Bases 1 to 300 code for a protein of 99 amino acids. Lineage: Eukaryota; Fungi; Ascomycota; Eurotiomycetes; Eurotiales; Aspergillaceae. The record is from RefSeq and is a predicted model, not a curated record.
AUGGAAUCAAAACUACUGGCACACUUCAACUGCCUUUCCCUCGAUAUCCGCGAAGCCAUGUGGGCCAACCUCCCCGCAGACGAAGAUGGCUGGUGGGGACGCAAAACCUACAAAACAGGCCUCGCCAUUCUCCGCGCAAGUCGCACCCUUUACAACGAAAUAACGACCAUAUGCGACUCCCAUCCCCAGCUGGUAUUCUACCUAACACCCUCACCCUGGGGGUGGAUGACGAUAUCAUACACCGCGGAACACCAUGUCGUACCCAAGACAGGCAUCACCCGAAAACAAGUGGAGUAUUAG